UUAGAAUUUAAAUUAGAAAACAUUAAAAAUUAAGUCCUUAAACAAAAAUAAAAUAACUAAUUCAAAAUGUAUUUAAAUGAAAAUAUAAGAAAAAUAGCAAAAAUCUUUAUAGUGAUUUUUCUAUGCAGUGAAAUGCAAUCAAGCGUCACCGAAAAUAACACCUACGAGCAACGUAUCUUACACUACACCACAAAUGGUAAUUCAACAGAGGCCACUUUCAGCAAUGCCCAACAUCAUGCCUCCAUACGUUUAAAAGAACAGGAUCAGCAUUAUGGUGAGGGACACAUAUGCUCAGGGGUGGUUAUAGCCCCCUCGGUGGUCCUAACCACAGCUCAAUGUGUUUACAAUUAUAACAAAAAUAAACCUUAUCAUCCAUCUGAACUAAAAGUGGUAUUGGCUUCUCUGGGCCGUUACCAACAUCAAGAGCAAACGCUUAUCUUUAGCGUAACUCACAGUUAUCAACCCAAAACAUUUAAUAACCUAAGUCUACGUGAUAAUGUGGCCAUAUUAAUGUUGGAACGUGAUAUACCCCAAAUAAAUGAGUAUGUGCAAGCGAUUACUCUACCUCAUACUAAUAAUUGGUAUGACAAACAAAAUGGUGGUGAAUUUAAGGUGACCACUUGGUUGAAAACAAAUGAGGGCUUAACCUUAAAUAAUUUAAUGCUGCUUAAUGCCUCCAAGGCCAGCGAUGAUAUAUGUUUGCAAUAUUAUGGCAAGACUAUCUACACCACGGGCAUGUUGUGCGUCAACACCAAUGAAUCUUUAAAUGAAGAUUUUGGUUCUCCCCUGUUUGUCGACAACAAACUAGUGGGUCUCAGAAGUUUUGCCUCGAGCCAACUAUCUCCCGCCAUUUACACUGACGUUUCGCAUCAUGCGAAAUGGAUACGUGAAGUUAUUGGGGAUGGCAGCAAUCAAAAUAGUUCCAUCUGGGGUACUAUGGGCUUUCUGCUGUUAACAUUUGUUGCCUUGAAACGUACAAAAUUUAUGAAGUUGUAAAUUGCAUUUAAAUAAUUAUUAUAAAUAAUAAUGUACAUUUAAUUUUAAGAUUAUCUCACAGUUAGUUAUUGUAAUGUUUUAAUAUAAUAUUAGUUAAUAAGUUUGUUUUUGAUAAGAGUACAAAAAGAAUGUUAAACUGUAUUUAUUGUUCUAUUAAAAUAAGUCUAAAUAUAUGUAUAUUUAUUAAAGAAAAUAA
This is a messenger RNA of Calliphora vicina (urban bluebottle blowfly), 1192 nucleotides long. Its product is annotated as prostate-specific antigen. The record is from RefSeq and is a predicted model, not a curated record. Gene Ontology annotation, biological process: proteolysis. Lineage: Eukaryota; Metazoa; Arthropoda; Insecta; Diptera; Calliphoridae. Gene Ontology annotation, molecular function: serine-type endopeptidase activity. The coding region runs from base 67 to 996 and encodes 309 amino acids. The transcript is spliced from 4 exons.